Ilex paraguariensis (yerba mate) is the source of this 234-nucleotide messenger RNA. Lineage: Eukaryota; Viridiplantae; Streptophyta; Magnoliopsida; Aquifoliales; Aquifoliaceae. The record is from the annotation of a GenBank genome assembly.
AACGAACACGAUAAACUGGCCGGGGCAAGUCAGAACGUUGAUGGAGGGCAACAAAAUGAUGUUGGAGGACAAUUGGGCAUAUCGAAACGUCUUCGGAGAGUGACCAAAAAGUUGCUAGAGGAUGGUCAGAAGGUUGUCGGAGGAUGGUCAGAGCAAACCAGAACGUCGACAGAGAAUGGCUGGAAAGCGAUCAAGAUUUUGUCGGAGUUUGACCAAAAAUUCGCUGAAGGAUAG